GAGGCUUGAUGUUGUUGCUGUUUUUGGAACCCAUGCUAGGCCAUAUUGUGUCCGAACUGCUGUAGUUAUAUUUUUGCUCGUAGCUUAUGGCGCUUGAAUGAUUGUAUUCAUUUACAAUAAACAUGUUUUUCAGAGAAAGUCUAGUUAAUACACAAAGGUUGGCAUUAGUCAAUAAAAUAUUGACAAAUCAGUGCAAGCGAUGGCUGUCACAGAUUUCAAUUACAAGAGCUGUCUUUGGAAUUUCUGAGGCAGAGCGUAAACGAGAUGAGUCAAUACCAGAUCCUCCACCAUUGAGAAUUUAUCAUUGCAAAAGGGAAGUUAGAGGAAUGCCAAGGAAAUUUAAUAUGGUUGCACAUCAGAUCAGAAGACUGCCAGUAGAUGAAGCCAUACAACAAAUGAAGUUUUCAAAUAAAAAGACAGCAAUAACAGUCAGAGAGACUCUUGAGGAGGCACAGCAAAUGGCAGUUGAAAAAUACAAUGUCAAGGAUAAAUCAAACCUUUGGGUUGAGCAGGCAUAUGUUGGGCGAGCUCAUCACAUGAAACAGAUUAAAUAUCAUGCAAGAGGAAAAUUUGGAAGAAUGAAAAUCUACUUUAGCAAUUUCUUUCUGAUACUUCAAGAGGGCCCAGCUCUAGAGAAAAACAAAAAGAAACAGAGAAAACACCUCACUGAACUACAGCAAAUUAAAAAACAUCCUUUUCAUAUUAUAAACUCCUUAUCUGCCUUUUAGUAUCCUUGUGUCUAUGGUAAUUUUUGGUAGAUGUCAAUGCUUCUUGUUAUUGUUUAAACAAAUAAAUUUAUAUCCAUUU
Messenger RNA from Rhopilema esculentum, 807 nucleotides. RefSeq lists its product as uncharacterized. NCBI's taxonomy places the organism in Eukaryota, Metazoa, Cnidaria, Scyphozoa, Rhizostomeae, Rhizostomatidae. Gene Ontology annotation, molecular function: structural constituent of ribosome. The record is from RefSeq and is a predicted model, not a curated record. Gene Ontology annotation, biological process: translation. Gene Ontology annotation, cellular component: ribosome; mitochondrial large ribosomal subunit.